AUGUCCGAACAACAUCAACAGCCAACCUCGCGCCACAAUGAUCCGGAUAAGCGUGGUAGUGGGUCGCCUACCUCCGACAUCCUGCCUCCGAUGGCACCCCUAAUAGCCUCCCAUCAUCCGCCGGGACCCCAUCGCUCCUACUCGGAACCCGUCCCGAUGAUCAAUCAGCACCAUCAUACCCGCCAACCGCCACGCACGGGGGAGUCCUCAACCGACGAGGAUGAGGAGGUCUUGGUCCGCGUUCUGGAUCCGUCCAAGCUCGAAGAAAACAUACCCUCGUUCGAGGACUGGAAACCUGGCAAGCAGGAGCUAGCAGUCAUGAUCACCAUGGCCAUCAUCAGUCUCAUGGUGGCGCUUGACGCCACCAUCCUCGUGUCCGUUCUGCCCACGCUGGCUGAAGACUUUGGGGGGACAUCGACGGACGCCUUCUGGGCGGGGACGUCCUAUCUCCUCACAUGCGCUGUAUGCCAGCCCUUCAUCGCCGCCUUGUCGGACAUCUUUGGGCGCAAGGAGAUGCUCUUUGUGAGCGUGCUGCUCUUCACUCUAGGCACGGCUUUGUGCGCACCCAUUGCCAAGGGCUUCGCCGUGUUCUUUGCCGGCAGAUCGGUGCAGGGGAUCGGGGGUGGUGGGAUCAUCACCAUGGGUCAGGUCAUCUUUGCGGAUAUCGUGCCGCUGAGACAGAGGCCAAAGUACUUUGCUAUUGUGCUGGGAGCAUGGGCCUUGGGGAGCGUGCUGGGACCAUUGAUUGGAGGGCUGUUUGUUGAGCAUGCGAUUUGGAGGUGGUGCUUUUAUUUAAACUUCCCCUUUUGCGCAAUGGGCCUGCUUCUUGUGCCCGCCUUUGUCAAGCUCACAACCAAGAAGACCUCUUUAGGCUCCAAGCUGUCCAGAGUCGACUGGCUCGGUGGCUUCCUCUUCAUUGGAGGACUGACCAGUUUUCUCGUCGGCAUGUCCUGGGCGGGUAUCCAGUUCGAGUGGCGCAGCGUGCAGACAAUUGUGCCCAUGACCGUUGGCGGCGUCAGUGUCCUUGCCUCCAUCAUCUGGGAGAAGUACGGCGCCCGUGAACCCUUCCUUCGCGCAUCUCUCUUCUGCUCAGGCUCCGCCAUUGCCGCCUACGGCUGUGCCCUGUUCCAGGGUCUCAUCCUGUUCUGCGCCCUCUACUAUGUGCCCUUCUACUUUACUGCCGUCCGCUUCACCUCGCCCACGCAGUCCGGCCUCAACAUCUUUCCCGUCACUUGCCUGCUUCUUCCGGGAUCUAUUGUCAUCUCGCUCAUGACCUCCCGCCUGGGGCACUUCCGCUGGUCUAUCUGGAGCGGCUGGGUGCUCGCCACCAUUGGCUGUGGUCUGCUCCAUUACCUGAAGCAAGACACCAAGACCGCCGUAUGGGCUGUGAUUCUUGCCAUCUUCGGCAUCGGUCACGGCAUGCUCCUGACCAGCGUCAACGUCGGCAUCCAAGCCAUCAGCCGGGUCGAAGACGCCGGCAGCGCUGCGGCCAUGUACGCCUUCAUGCGUACGCUCGGCAUGUCGCUCGGCGUCGCUAUUGGCGGCACCGUGUUCCAGAACGUCAUGGUCAAGCGGCUCGAGCAGCUCGGUUUGCCCGUCAAGAUCGCCCACAAUUCGGAGCAGUUUGUCCAGCAGAUGCUGCUCAUGGAUCCCAACGAUCCCGUGCGGGUCGGCGCCCUCGAGGCGUACGUCGUCGGCUUCCACGGCGUCUUUUGGAUCAUCACCGGCGCCGGGGUGGCGGCGCUGAUCUGCAGUCUGUUCAUCCAGCAUCACAGCAUGGAUAAGAUUCUCGAGUCCAAGUUUGUCCUGCGCGGCGCCAAGGUACCGCCUGUCAUGUUUACUGAUGCAAGGCCGGGACAGACGGUGACGGCGCCGGCGCCUGUUAUGGCUGUGGUGUCAAAUCCGCAUAACAAUCAUAACCACCACGGUAGUAGUACAGCCGCUGCUGAUUCUCAUGCCACAGCCGUUCCCGGGCGCAACAGCGAAAGACUUCCCAGACUUUUCGGUGGCGGCGGCGGCGGUGGUGGUGGUGCUGGUGGUUAUGCUGCUCACUUCACUAUCCCAUCAAGACCAGCUUCAACAAAGUCAACCGGCUCAGAUACAGACAGCACCAAUGGCAAAGAAGCCGUAGUGGAGGAACAGCACGACAACAAUGACGGUACCUACGAUUGUGCGCCUUCCUCGUCCACCAGCACGGAUCACAACAGGGCUCGUGAGCAGCAGCAGCAAGCGCAGUCGCAAGAUGGAGGGGAAUCCACUGAUUCGGAGGCGGCAAGAUGGGAGCAGGCUGUUGCAGUGACGUACUGUAAUGGGCCUGAUGGCCAGAGGUACCCGGUUUUCCUCCUUUCCGACGAUUACGCAUCCCAGGCACCGGCACCGGCACAUGACGCUGCUAUCAAUGAUGCCGAAGUUACGAACAACGCCGCCAGUACAAUCGGAACCACCCUCAACAGGCACUCGACCAUCUCUACUGCCUCGCUCUCCUCCUCUUCCUCUUCCUCUUCGUCGUCCUCCGCGAAUUCUAACGGCUCUUCCCGAUCAUUCUCUUUCUCUUCGUCGUCUUCUUCUUCGUCAUGCAACGUCAGCGAUAAAGACAUUGGCACCAACAACCUUGCGGCGGACAUGAACAAGUCAUUUAGAAGCGACUCUUCCUCUGCCUCUGCCUCCGCCUCCGGAGUGACCGAGCUUCCUGUGCCCCGCGCGGGAAUUCUUAUGGUUCGACAAGUCGAAGUCGUUUCUGUCCCGCGAGAGGAGGUCGAGGCGGCAAGGGAGGAGGAAAGGCAUGCUGAGAUUGAGAGUACCCCGUCGUACAAUUAUUAUUCUUCUUCUUCAGGUGGUGGUAAUGAGGAGGAGGAGGCUUGGCCUUUGAAGACGACGACGACGACGACAAGGAGUGAACAAGGAGGAAGAAGGCAAGAGAGUGGUGGGAAGGGGGUGGGGGUGAUGCCGACGGAUCUGGAUCUUGAGCAGCAAUUGCAGCAGGAACAGCAACAGCAACAGCAACAAACACAUGAUCAACUACGGAAAAACUCCUCGCCAACACCCGGGACUUUGUACGAAGAUGCCUUGUCGGAUUUUAGUGGUGAGAUCACGUUAGGGGGUCCUGGUGGUGUUGGUAGGGCGAUAUGGGAGGCUUAG
Molecule: messenger RNA, 3138 nt
Organism: Neurospora tetrasperma FGSC 2508
Lineage: Eukaryota; Fungi; Ascomycota; Sordariomycetes; Sordariales; Sordariaceae
Exons: 2
Coding region: 1-3138 (1045 amino acids)
Biological process (GO): transmembrane transport
Cellular component (GO): membrane
Molecular function (GO): transmembrane transporter activity
Source: RefSeq, a predicted model, not a curated record